UGGGGGCACGUUUCCGGAACGGACCGGGGAAAGGAAGUGUGUUACUUUAUCGAGGGCACCCACUCCCGGCUUCCGCGGGGAUGGUGCAGGGUGCUUCGUGUCACUGCUUCCCCGGCCUGGCCUGAGCACUUGGGUCUCCGGUGAAGGGCGGAGGUAGCCGCAGGCUCGGGACCUGCUUGUUUCUCUGGCGGACACCACGGGCUGACCGUGGUCGCUGCUCUUUGGCUGCUCUUGCUGACCUUGGCCCAGGGUCGGAGCCGAUGGCGUCUUGGGCCGCUGUCAGCCUAAGCAGAGUUCCUGCCCGGUGCUUGUGGGCGCAAGGCCCCGGUGUCCGGGCGGCUCUUCCGUCCACCCUCGCGGCCUCCCAGCCUGAGCCCACGGGCUGCAACCCCGCUCCGGGCAGGACGCUGCACCUCAGCGCGGCGGUCCCCGCAGGGCACAACAAGUGGUCCAAAGUCCGGCAUAUCAAGGGUCCCAAGGAUGCCGAAAGGAGUCGCAUCUUCUCCAAGCUCUGUUUGAGCAUCCGCCUGGCGGUUAAAGAAGGAGGCCCCAACCCUGAACUCAACAGCAGUCUGGCCAACAUCUUAGAGGUGUGUCGCAGCAAGCACAUGCCCAAGUCAACGAUUGAGGCAUCACUGAAAAUGGGGAAAACCAAGGAUGUUUAUUUGCUGUAUGAGGGCCGAGGCCCUGGUGGCUCUUCCCUGCUCAUUGAGGCAUUAUCCAACAGUGGCUCCAAGUGCCAUUCAGACAUCAGACAUAUCCUGAACAAGAACGGGGGAAUGAUGGCUGAUGGAGCUCGCCACUCCUUUGACAAAAAGGGGGUGAUCGUGGUUGGAGUGGAGGACCGAGAGAAGAAAGCCGUGAACCUAGAGCGUGCCCUGGAGAUGGCAAUUGAAGCAGGAGCUGAAGAUGUCAAGGAAACUGAAGACGAAGAGGAAAAGAACAUUUUUAAAUUUAUUUGUGAUGCCUCUUCACUGCAUCAAGUGAGGAAGAAGCUGGACUCGCUGGGCUUGUGUUCUGUGUCCUGUUCGCUAGAAUUCAUCCCCAACACAAAAGUGCGGCUCGCUGACCCCGACCUGGAGCAGGCUGCCCUUCUCAUCCAGGCUCUUGGCAACCACGAGGAUGUGAUCCAGGUCUAUGACAACAUUGAGUAACCAGGCUGUAUGUGCCCAUGAGGUCCUUCCUAGGCAACUGGCAGCCCUUUCUGGAGCACAGGCUUUUGCAGCGUACUCUGAGACUGAAGCAGAUUGGAGACCUAGCAGCUUAGGAGACACAAAACCAAGACCUGCAGCCCUUUGAGGCCAAGGGAAUCACUACAUCUCUGUGGGGCCUCUUCGUCAGUUCUGCUGAUGUCUCAUAGCCCUCCUGGAUGCAGGGUGGAAACAGCCAGCUAAUCAGACUCUGAUCUCAGGGAAGGAUAGGUGCCCUGAGGACCCAUGUACUAUAAACUACUUUUUUUUUUUUUUUUUUAAGAGAGAGAGAGGGAGAAUGCCUGAGCAAGGUAGAGGGGCAGAGGGAGAGAGAAUCUCAAGCAGGCUCCACGCUCAGCAUGGAGCCUGACACAGGGCUCAGUCCCACAAAUGACCUGAGCCGAAAUCAAGAGCCAGAUAAUCAACUGAGCCACCCAGGCACCUCAGAAGCUACUCUUAAAUAAGGUGAUUGAAAAAAAAAAAAAAAAAAAGGUGAUUGAUGUGGGUUGCUGCACUGCUAUUGUGUGGGUCUUCUGUUUUCCUGGGUUUUUGUCCAGCUGUUGGAACCCUCUUGACUUCCUUUGACAUCUAUGGGUUUAGUUCCACUACUCCAGAACUUUUUUUUUUUAAUUGACCAAAGAAAUGUAGCUCUCUUUGGGUACUACUCUGUGCUCUAAUGCUGGUUUAAUGGCCUAAACCUGUCACUGAUCAUGCAAAUAGUAUUUGUCAAACACCUGUGUACCAAGACCUGUACUUACCAGGAGUACAGGCUAUUUAUUUGGUGCCCUGAGUUAGAUCCUGCCCUAAAGCAUAAGACCUCAGAGGUCAGACACAGGACUUCUGUCUGCUGGAGCUAUCCUAGGGCAGUGUGAGCUGCUGUGCCUGCAUCCUUGUUCUCUUCAGGUGGCCUCUGUGCCCUGCUUCUGCCAGAGAGCUUAAGGUUCUAACCCAGUAGGAAACCCAAGUGCCAAUAAUAAGGGACUCCCAGGCCCUGCUUUGCCCAGCCUUCCAUGUGUUCUGAGAUUGGUCAGAGUGGACCUGUGAGCAGAUUGGACUGCUCUCAGGAAAGGCUAUGCCAUGCUGGUUUUGAAACUUGCUUGACCCCAGAACACCCACCCUGGCUCCUUUUCAUCCCUGCUGCUAAAUGAUGGGGCACUGGGAAGUGGAGAGGAAAUGAGAAUAG
Molecule: messenger RNA, 2373 nt
Organism: Leopardus geoffroyi (Geoffroy's cat)
Lineage: Eukaryota; Metazoa; Chordata; Mammalia; Carnivora; Felidae
Product: translational activator of cytochrome c oxidase 1
Exons: 5
Coding region: 261-1154 (297 amino acids)
Cellular component (GO): mitochondrion
Source: RefSeq, a predicted model, not a curated record